This is a messenger RNA of Phaeodactylum tricornutum CCAP 1055/1, 1130 nucleotides long. RefSeq lists its product with no specific name. Lineage: Eukaryota; Bacillariophyta; Bacillariophyceae; Surirellales; Neidiaceae. The record is from RefSeq and is a predicted model, not a curated record. Gene Ontology annotation, cellular component: lysosome; Gtr1-Gtr2 GTPase complex; nucleus. Gene Ontology annotation, molecular function: GTPase activity; GTP binding. The transcript has 2 exons. Bases 207 to 1130 code for a protein of 307 amino acids. Gene Ontology annotation, biological process: cellular response to starvation; positive regulation of TOR signaling; regulation of autophagy.
CUUGUUUGUGCAUCGCAUCCGCAGCUCCUACUGGAUCUAUCGUGCCGUGCCCCCAUUCCCAAGUUACCUUCCCGACUACUCGUCUUCCGAACGACGAAGUUGUGCACUGGGUAGUCAUCACGUCAUCGACUUCGUCUCGUACACGUUUGGAAAGUGUGUCGGUGUUGUGUGGUGAUUGACAGUGUGAUUGUAAAACCAGUGGUAUCAUGGCCAAGAAAAAGGUGCUCCUCAUGGGCAAGGCCCAUUCCGGAAAGACCUCCAUGCGCAGUAUUAUAUUUGCCAAUUACCUAGCCCGAGACACCACGCGUUUGUCGCCGACGUUGGACGUCGAGCACCAUCACGUGCGCUUCCUCGGAGACGUCAUGCUCAAUCUAUGGGAUUGCGGAGGGCAGGACGCCUUUUUCGAGUCCUACUUUGAACGCGAUCGGGAAACCAUAUUCCGAUCCGUCGAACUCCUCAUUUACGUCUUUGACAUUGAAUCGGAAUCGCCGGAAAAGGACUUUGAUCACUUCUGUGGAGUCCUAGAAGCGAUUGAAGAAAACUCUCCCGACGCCCGUAUCUUUGUCCUCGUGCACAAGAUGGAUCUCGUCGCACCGCAGGAUCGCGCGCACGUUCUCCGCGAACGCGAAAGCCUCGUGGCCGAAUCGUGCCAGUCCUGUGGGGUUCAGAAUUUUGCCGUCUUUGGUACCUCCAUCUGGGACGAAACCCUCUACAAGGCCUGGUCGGAAAUCGUUACCAACCUUAUUCCCAAUAUUCGUCUACUGGAAACGCACUUGAGGAAUUUUUGUCGCCUCUGCGAUGCCGACGAAGUAGUCCUCUUUGAACGCGCCACCUUUUUGGUCAUUGCACACGCGCAAGCGGCGGACAAACGUACCGGCCAUUUUGACGCCCACCGUUUCGAAAAGAUUUCCAAUAUUGUUAAGCAGUUCAAACUCAGUUGCGGCAAGGCACAGAGUUCCUUUCAGGGCAUGCAGGUGCGAAACUCGCGGUUCAGUGCCUUUAUUGACGCCUUUACCGCCAACACGUACAUUAUGGUGAUCGUCUCCAAUCCACACGUCCAAACGGCCGCGACAAUCUGGAACAUUCAAAACGCCCGGACCCAUUUUGAAAAAUUCAUCCCUCGCAUUUAG